UUUUGUAAUUUUCGGAUUAAAGAUUACAUUGAUUUUCAGGCUAAAAUGUUGCACUAAAGGAAUAACUACUUAAAUAAAAGUAAACGAAGAAGGGAGAAUUGAUGGAUAUAUUAAGAGGAUUGGAUAGAGAAGUGUAGAGAAUGGAGGGAGAAGUGGAGAGAAUGGAUGGAGCGGUGGAGCUGGAGCUGAUGAUAAACUCGAUCGAGGGAAAUAUUCCAACUCAAGGUUUGAUUGACAAUUUAGAAGCACUUGCUUUUAAGUGUCUUAAGGAUGAAUCACGGCAGAAACAUGUCACAACUAUUAAAAGAAUUCUUCAGUUUCUGGAUAUUCACUCGCAAACCUUCUGUGCCACUUUCUUGGAGUCACUACUCCAUACUCCAGAAACGCUUGGAUUGAAUGGUUCUGAUCCUAUAUUUCUUCUUCAUUUGGUGUGUGCUCUCAGUGAACAGUUAUUUCAAGAAAACUUUGAAAUUAUCAACUCUGCCGGAUUCUGGAAGCUAAUUCAGAUAGGGCUGACCCAUCAAUGUAGCUUAACCCGUAAGCGUGCCCUAUUCCUUAUGAAACGGUACACAGACACAAAGUCGCCAACAGUUAACUCUCAUGCCCAAGGGAUUCUUGGUGACAUGGAAACCAAGGACUGGGAAGAGUAUUUCUUAAUUCUUGAAACUCUGGAGGAAAAGCAGGUUCAUAUAGUGCAGCAGGUCAUGAAUAAACUCCCUGGGCUGGUCAGAUUCCAUGCUUCUUGGGUAUUCAUAGUUUACUGCAGGUUUUUCACCCACCAACACAUCACUGUUGUGAAAUGGGGAUUGGAAAACUUUCUCUUCACCUUCAAUACCCAAGCUGAAAAUUAUGCUGGAGAUAUUCAAAGCUUUUUGACAACUGAUUUACUGCAGUGUUUGAAUGAUAGUAAGCUAUAUACAAAAGAAGGAGAUGUACACUAUGGGCAAACCAUCAGAGAUCUGGUCACAGGCUACAUCAACCAGUUAGUAAUAAAGUAUAAAACAGAAGAGGAAUUAAUUAUUGGAAGCUUUGUUCAAGGAAUCUCUAAGGUUUCCUGGGGUCCACUACCCUUGUACUGGAUUUCUAGUGUUCUUCCACAAAUUCAAUGUGGAAACAUUCUUACAGAGACCAGUGUUCUCAGUCUUCUUGAUCUUGUAGAACUACAUAUGGUCUACCAAGAGCCUUUGCUAAGAGGAGCAGCCCAGCACAACCUACUUAGCUUUGUUUGUCAAAAGCUGGAAAGUAUUUCAAAACCAGUGUUAGAAACCUUCCUAUUCACAUUUUGGAGAAAUAAGAUUAUUACUGUGGACGCUUUCUCAAGGAAUGCAUUUCAAAUUGUCCUAUUUAAUAUGUAUGGUGAAGAUGCAAAUCGGAUUGUGGAGGAAACACUAGCUGAACUUAGAAACUUGAAAGAUUCAGUCCUUACUCCUGUGCAUUUACUUAUGAAAUCUGUCCAAAAGACCCUGCUUCCUUUUCUCAUAAUGUUUUCUGGCUCACCAUCAGAUCUUUUUACUACAAUUGGAAUGUUAUAUCAAUCUCUCUUUUCAAACGCCUUAAUAACCAAUAGGCCUUAUGCAGCAGAACGGGUCAAUCUAAACUUGGAGGAAGCAUCCAGAUUUAGAAUUGUUUUCUUUAAGUCAUUGAUGGAACUACUCAUUGCCCCAGAGAGGAGAAAUGGAAGGGACUUCUUGAAAUAUUAUGAAAGUAAACCGAGUUCUAAUCAUUUAUCAGAAAUGGUUUCAUAUCUGCUGCAGAAAAAUGAUAAUCUGGAAAGUAUUCUUACUUCUUUGGGUAUUUUGAAACUAAGUCAAGAUCUAGAAAAUAUUGGAAUAGCAGAUGUCUAUUGUGAUGUACUGUCAAUUGUUCCGAUCGAUCAAAGUAAAGCUGAGGACAUACUUGAACAAAAUCUAAAAGAACUGAUCAACUCAAAAGCUUCCUCUGUAGCCAGGGCCAUAUCACUAAAAGUCUGUUUAGCUAUUCUUAAUAGCUUCACAAAUUUGACAACUAUUGUUAUCAGAAGUGUAUUGACAAGCAUACCUAUUCAGCUAACUUUUGACCAUUCUGUAUCAAACAGGGAAUCUCAGAAGAUAUCUGGAGAGUAUAUGUAUGAGUUCACCAAUAACCAGAUGGAGCUGAUCAAGCUUUGCAUAGUCAGCAACCCUUCAGUUUUCACUCAAGAAAUCAGGGAAUCGAUAAUGAAUUAUCUUGAACAAACUCUGGAGUCUUGUGGUAGUAAGUGUGCUGAACCUGCAAUAGACUUGGCUAAUCUACUUGAUAUAUCUGCCCUAUCCUUAAUCAAUCAAACUGAAACAGUUCUGUUAGAGUUAAGGAAGAAUGAUAUGUUUUGGCCAGUGCUUCAAACAUCACUAGCCCUAAUUUUCUCCAACAUUAAAUAUAAUCCAGUAGAAAUGCUGAGAAUUCUUAAUACUACUGCCAGGGACAGCAGUGCUCCUGGAGUCAUGGGAUCUUUGAUCUUGAUGUUAGACAAGCAGUUUCAGAAGGGACUUCUUUAUGUUGAUGAUCAUCAUCUUAUGUAUGAAGGGGUGAUACCAAUAUUAGCUCGUGGAGUAGUAUUUGGUCCUACUUUUAGACGAGAUCAGAUGAUUGUGACGGACACCAAUAGAAUCAUUUCUGAGGAAGGAAGCCUACUCAGUGUCAAUCUAGUUGAGGGAAGUGAUCAUGAACUUUGUCAAACUGUUAGAAUCAAAUCCAUCAAUAUCCUAUUGUCCCUUAUUCAUCAGAACUCCACAUCAGCAAAGAGCAUCAUACUUGACUUCCUUAAAUCAACUGCAGACUUGCAGCUAGAAGUUUCGAAGGGUAGGAUACGUCACUUUGAGAACUCUGAGGUCCAUAAGCUAAGGAACAGAAUGAUGCAAGCUCUGUUGCUUGUAAGCAGUGUUGUUGGUGCUCAUCCACUUAUAGAUGAAACGUUCAAGGUUGAACUGCUGAACAUAUUACUGGAACAGCUCCUGGAGCACACUGAGCAGACCAGUGUAAGGUAUUUGACGGAAUGGAGUGCAGUCACUUUGAUCAAAUCUAGCCUUGAUUUGAGUUCUAGAUCCAACAGAAUACCUUCAGGGCUAGAAAACUCUUUGUGGGACUGGUUAGAAAAGGCCAGCAGUUUACGUAUUGGUGCUGUUCCUAGUUUUAUUAGUGUUAUCUGCGGUGUGUGUCAGCACGCCCGCCUGCCUGACCGUCCUAGCUAUCUGGAGAAGGCGUUGGUAGAAAUCAGUCCUUGGAGUAUGGCACAGCAGUUUGGAAUCAGGGUUGUAGCACAGCUAAGUUUCCGUAAAAUUUGGGACUGCUGUUCUGAGUUCCCGGAAAUACUCCAGAAAUACCACGUGCUCAACCAGUGCCUCAGUCGCAGUUUAUACGCUAGUGACAAAUCUACCAAGAAUUUGGCUGAGGAUUUCUAUCUGGCCAGGUUUGAUCCUGUGGAACACUUCACACUUCAAGAUAUAUUUCUUCAUUUCCCAAACCUCUGUGGGCUAGGAGAUGAAGAGAAGAUAUCUAGAAAUGUUUUAACCUUAAUGAAAACUGAUGCAAUACAGGGUUUGGUUGGGAGUGGGGACGAAUCCUCAACCCUUGAAAAUUGUUCUCCUACUAAACUAGUACCUAGAGAAACAUCAGUCAUUCAUCCUUCAGCCGACAACAUUCAGCGAAAAAUAACUCCGUGGAAAUCCAUGAGUGUAGAGGCAGACAGUGAUGAAUCCCAGAGAUUCAGUAAGACUAAAUCACGUGAGUACCCAGAUCUAAUUGUUAUAGCAUCGUUAAUAGACAGAAUGCCAAAUUUGGGUGGACUUUGUCGAACUUGUGAAAUAUUUGGCGUCGGAACAAUGACAAUUCCGUCGUCCGCAGCUCUGAAGGACAAAGAUUUUACCGGAAUAUCCGUGACAGCGGAGCAAUGGAUUCCGUUGGAAGAGGUGUCGGAACCAAAUCUACCGGAAUAUUUGAUAACGCUGAAAAAAGAAGGGUGGACUUUAGUCGCAAUUGAACAGGCUUCCCGUAGUGUUCCUUUAAACCGGUUUAAGUUCCCACAGAAAUGCGCCAUUCUUCUCGGAAAGGAGAGAGAAGGGGUUCCCGUGGAGCUUCUCAACCUAGUUGAUUAUUGUCUAGAAGUUCCUCAACACGGGCUCAUCAGAUCCUUUAACGUGCAUGUGACAGGUGCUAUUGUACUCUGGGAGUAUGUUCGACAACAUUUGUAAAAUUUUAAGAAAAUCAAAUUAUUUUUGCAUUUUUUCAGA
Messenger RNA from Eurytemora carolleeae, 4244 nucleotides. RefSeq names its product probable methyltransferase TARBP1. Gene Ontology annotation, molecular function: tRNA (guanine) methyltransferase activity; RNA binding. Lineage: Eukaryota; Metazoa; Arthropoda; Copepoda; Calanoida; Temoridae. Bases 141 to 4205 code for a protein of 1354 amino acids. Gene Ontology annotation, biological process: tRNA methylation. The record is from RefSeq and is a predicted model, not a curated record. The transcript is spliced from 20 exons.